This is a messenger RNA of Triticum dicoccoides, 1808 nucleotides long. Its product is annotated as atherin-like. NCBI's taxonomy places the organism in Eukaryota, Viridiplantae, Streptophyta, Magnoliopsida, Poales, Poaceae. The coding region runs from base 196 to 1386 and encodes 396 amino acids. The transcript has 2 exons. The record is from RefSeq and is a predicted model, not a curated record.
GCCAGGCCCGAGCGAUGCUUCGAGGCGCACCUGGUGGCUCUCGGAGACGUGUGUCCCGAGUUAAUCCCCCCUCUCUCCCUAAUCCUCAAUCCCCUCUCUUCCUCUACUCCAGUGCGAUCCCGUCGAUCCUGUCCGGCCGAGCUAGACCAAGCCAGAGCGCUGCGCGGGGAGGGUUGCUGCCGCUUGCAAAGUGCGAUGUCGAGGGCGGGCGCGGAGGGAGCUCGACGGCUGCGCGAGUUCAUGCCGUCCCCGCCGCACAUGCAGCAGAAGCGCCCGGACGUCCCGGCGUCCCCGAUGUUCGCGCCCGCCGCGCUGGCCGAGUCCUCGAGCGAGGAGCUGCGCGCCCCGCCGCCGCCCCCUCCGCCCCAGGCGCAGGCGGCCGUGGUGGGUCGGCCUCCGCACCCCCGGCGCCGAGCAAGAAGCCCGACGGCGGCGUGGUGGACGCCUUCUGCGUCCAGGUCAACGUGCCCCGCCGCGUCCGCGCACCGCGUGGAGUUCGCGCGAAGGACGGCGUCGGAGCAAAAAGGCUGCAGUAGUCGCAUGGCGCAGUCGUCAUCACGUUGCCGUUGUCGUCCUCCUCCUGGUAGACGCAGCGGUACGCGCCGUCCUGGGCGCCCUGCUCAGCGUCCGCACCACGCGCGCCAGCCGGAACCGCGCGUUGGCGCCGUUAUUGGAGAGGAGCACGGCGGCGCCGUCUCAUGCGGAAGAGGCAGUUGGCCAGGGGCCAGCAUGGCACUCCUUGCCUAUGUAGUAGUUGGGCGUGAUGGUCAACAUGGACACCACCAGCACGUUCAAGCCCCUGGGCGCGACCUGGAGCAGGUUCCUGGCGACUCCCACGAAGACGAGCCCGGCGAGGUGCACGUUGCGCACGUCCUUGCGGAGGUUGUAGCGGUUGACGAUCAUGCCGGCGAAGGACGCCGUCGGGGCGAAGAGGCUGCAGUUGACAACGAGGAUGUCGAUGUCCUCCGGGGCGACCUUGGUCUUGGCGAGCAGGUUGUCGAUGGCGGAGAAGACGAUGAGCUCGACCUCGGCGCGGGAGGACUCGAGGCCCCAGCACUCGAGCAGGCGCGACAUGAACCGGACGCUGCGCUCGUCGAAGCCCGGCCACACGCGGGCGUGCUCCUGGACGCGGCGAACGGGACGCGGCAGCUGGGGCUGGUGCGGAGGAGUCCAGGUGCCGAGAGCACCCAUGGUCGCAGGGAGCUGGCGGUGGACAUGAUGAGUAGAGGAACCUCCGGCGCGCUCAACGUGUUCGACGAAAUGAGAUGCCAAACCUGGCAACCAAUCAACAGGUCAUCUACGUUUUUGACCCUAUUUUUCCUCGCCCAGGCCAUGCUCAGCCCGGCUUGUUUUUGCUCUCCUAGCCAGGCCCGGUGGAGAAACUAACCAAACACGCCCCUGGAGACGGAAGCAAUAGCAAGUGAGCAGGAAAACAGAAGCAGCAACAAGAGUGUCCCGUGACAACAUGCAAGCUUUUUCAUCUGGCCUCGCUGCACCUACUCCAGAAUUAAAUGGGACUGCGGUCGUUCUGUCAGAUAAGAAUCCAAAGGGGGUGCCUCCACUCCCUCCGGUAUAUGUCUUGCCACGUAAGAACAUCAAACGACCAAAGAAGGGGCUGCCAAAGCAUCUCGGAGAAGGGGAAGACGGUACAACUGAUUCAGCAAAUGCAUUAUCGGCGGGCUCCCCAGGGGGGCACCGCCGGGCACAAUGAGUUAUAUAUGUUGGAACUGUCGGGGCGCAGGCAAGGCCUCGACAGUUCGCGAACUUCGCGAUUUAGCGAAGAACUAUGCCCCUACUGUGCUUGCACA